Messenger RNA from Candidula unifasciata, 891 nucleotides. NCBI's taxonomy places the organism in Eukaryota, Metazoa, Mollusca, Gastropoda, Stylommatophora, Geomitridae. The record is from the annotation of a GenBank genome assembly.
AUGAUGAUGAAGACACAAGAGUCUCUGUACGAUGAAAGUGAUGACAGCGGUGUUAGCAGUCUGGAGGAUGAAUCUCGCUAUACGAACCUGACAAAUGUCCCACAGCCGGCAAAUGAGAAUGGUAUUUGUUACGGUUACGAUGCACCAGAAUCCAACUUGGAGGACUGGUCAAUGGGCAAAACAGUACUAAGUGAUAUAUUUAACAUUGAACAAGACAUUCUUCUCCCGGACAAUGGCGAUCCAUUCGAUAUGGAUAACUCAGCGCAGGAAUCUGAUGAAUGUGAUAGUGGCAGCACCGAUGGAGAUCCGUUCAGGCAUUGCUUUACAUUUCCAGAUGGGUAUAGACCAGUUAUUGAUUUUCAGAGUUUUCACCCUUACAGUGAACAAGAAUCAGUGGUAUCUUCAGAUGGGGAAGUCAUAGAAACGACGUUACCAAACUUUUCACAAAUUCAGAAUUCUACAGAGUCAGAGAAGGUCUCACUUUAUGUGCCAAAUAUUUCAUUAAGUCCCAAGAAGAAGAGGAAGAUUGUGAGGGACUCACCAUCGUAUGUUGAAAAAGAAAGGAGAAAACCGGGACGCAAACCAGGUCAAGUCUCAAAUGUACUCCAUCUCUGGGAAUUUAUGAGAGACCUUCUUCAUAGCUCUGAGAACCAGGGAAUCAUUGAGUGGAUCUCAAAGCCUGACGGUGUGUUCAAAGUCAUCAACUCCACAGAGGUCGCACGAUUGUGGGGUGAGAAAAAGAAGAAUAAGAAGAAGAUGACAUAUGAAAAACUAAGCAGAUCCCUAAGAUAUUCACGGCUAGAGGGUUACUUUGCUGAUCUCCCCAGAGACAAAAACUAUCCAAAGAAACUCUGCUUCAAAUUUGGACCAAAAUCCAAAGACUGGCAUUAA